AUGGACUCGGGAAUGUCUGCACAGUGGAAGGCCUCACCUCUGCCGACUGAACCUGUCGAGCUGUUCAUUGGCAUCCUUUCUGCAGCCAACAAUUUCGCCGAGUGGAUGGCCGGCCGCAAGUCAUGGAUGAUUGCUACAAGGAAAUCAUCUAACAGUGUUGGCCGGUUCUUCGUCGCUCUGACUAUUGCCAUUGCUGAGUAUGGGUUUCCCGCUGCUCUUCAGGAAUGGGAAGAAGAAGUAUACCCACCUUACGCAAACGGACCAGGCUAUGUGAUUUCAUCAGACAUCGCUGAGUACAUCGUAUCUGAGUUUGACAACCAGAAACUGAGAUUGUUCAAGAUGGAAGACGUGAGCAUGGGCAUGUGGGUUCAGAAGUUCGACAAGACUCGCCAGCCGGUGGAGUAUUCCCACGACGUCAAGUUCUUCCAGGCCGGCUGCUUCGACGGCUACUACACCGCGCACUACUAGUCACCGCAGCACAUGAUCUGCCUCUGGAGGAAGCUGCAGUCCGGGAGAGCUCAAUGCUGCAACGCCAGAUGACAAUGAGACUGCUUGGUAGUUGAAAAGCAGCACCCGGCUCUCUGGAGAAUCAAACAGCAAGGAUGAGUUCGAGUUUGAUCUUGAUUUGGAGGCCCUCUAGAUAGUUAGCUUGCAUAAUUCGCUCAUUCUUUUGGUCAGUGGCUGGUUAAUUUUUCAGUUGCUGACUCUGACACUAGCUAGAUGCUGUCACCAUGUACAUGUGUCAAUUGUUUUUGACCUAGGAACUAACAGCUCUGCUGAUCUCACUUGUAUACCGGUUGUUCUUAUAUAUACAUAAUAGAUGUUUCGAGUAAA
This is a messenger RNA of Aegilops tauschii subsp. strangulata, 834 nucleotides long. NCBI's taxonomy places the organism in Eukaryota, Viridiplantae, Streptophyta, Magnoliopsida, Poales, Poaceae. The record is from RefSeq and is a predicted model, not a curated record.